This is a messenger RNA of Clunio marinus, 1598 nucleotides long. The record is from the annotation of a GenBank genome assembly. NCBI's taxonomy places the organism in Eukaryota, Metazoa, Arthropoda, Insecta, Diptera, Chironomidae.
AUUCCCAGUUUUUUAUAAACAAAAAUCCACAUUUUCUCAGAGAAAAUUUUUCAUCUCGCGAUUUUCUUUUGACUUUCCGGUUUAGUUUGAUUUCAACUUUUCGCGUGUCCACGUGAAAGAUCGAACUCCUUAUAAAUUAUAAAAUAAUUAUUUUACCGGUGUAUGUUGAAGAUUUUCCAAAGGACUUUAACAAAUUUAACAAUUGCAAAAAGAAUGAAGUUUAUCGAUAUCGGAGCCAAUUUGACUGACGAAGUCUUUGACGGCGUCUACUCGGGUUCAAAAAAACAUGAUCCUGAUAGAAAGCAAGUACUUGAACGAGCAUGGCAAGUUGGUGUUGAGAAGAUCAUCAUAACUGUUGGAACAAUUUUUGAUUGCGAACCAGCUUUCAAAAUUGCAGCUGAGGAUGAACGCAUUUAUUGCACUGUUGGUACACAUCCAACACGUUGUGGUGAAUUCUUAGUAAGUGAGACCGACGAUUAUUUCAAUCGUUUAACACAGCAAAUCGAAGACCACAAAGAUAAAGUUGUUGCAAUCGGUGAAAUCGGACUUGACUAUGACCGCUUACAUUUCUGUGAACCUGAUGUGCAAAAAAAGUACUUUGAGAAGCAACUUGAACUCGCUGACAAAUAUGAACUUCCAUUGUUCCUUCAUUGUCGUGCUGCACAUGACGAUCUGAUUAAAAUCAUUCAAGAUAACAAGAAAAAGAUCAGACGCGGUGGUGUCGUUCACACAUUCGAUGGAACAUUAGAACAAGCUAAGAAGUUAAUCGCAUUAGGAUUCCACAUUGGAAUUAAUGGAUGUUCAUUGAAGAAUGAGGCGAAUCUUGAGGUAGUGAAAGCUUUGCCGAAUGACAAAAUCAUGCUUGAAACCGACGCACCAUGGUGUGAGAUUCGCCCAACUCACGCUUCUUUCAAGCAUGUUGUAACAAAAUUUGAGACUGUCAAGAAGAAGGAAAAGAAAAAAUGGCAAAGAGACGUUCUCAUCGUUGGACGAAAUGAACCAGUGACUAUUGUACAAGUUCUUGAAGUAGUUAGUGCAGUGAAGGGAGAAGAUCCAGCCAAGCUUAGCGAGAUUUUCUACAACAACACGAUGAAAGUAUUCUUCCCGAACUAAGAAUCUCCACGAUAUUUAUUUAAUUACCUACUUAUGUCAACAAACAACUAAAUUUUCUUCUUCAAUUUUACUAAUUUAGAUAUCAAAUGUGACAUUUUUUAACACGUUUUGUUGAGGUUUUUUUUAUUGUUAAUUGUUUUAAAUGAAAUUUUUUGAUGAAUUAGCAUUGACUGGAGCGAGAAAAAUUCUUCCAGAGUUUAAUAAAAAAUUUGUUGUUGGUCUUGUUCUUAUAAGAUUCUGUAGAGAAUCUGCACAGAAUCUUGUAUAAGAUCGUGACAAUCAACAUCAGAAAAAAAGCACAAAAAAGUUAUUGAAAUUAGAAUUGUUUGCAGUGAAUGGAAAAGUUUUUCGUGUGUGAUUGUUGCAAGUUUUGAAUUUUCUCCAUAACGUUUUAAUAUUAUGAACUCUUUACAAACUAGGUCUUAAAUGGACAAUUUGUGAUUUUAUUCUAUAAGAAAGAAUUCAAAGCGCAACUUUCAGUAUAA